UUUCACAGUUACAAAUCCAUAAUAUCUAGUUUAGUACUUCGAUCAACUUUCAAUAUUAUAGCGAUUAUAAUAUUGAAAGUUGACCGAAGUAAUUAAGAUAAUACCGAUUUUUUCAUUCGUAUUUGAAAAAACCGGUGUUUCUAGAAAAUUUGAUAAAAAUCCUUGUAUCCAAAUGAUAAGGGUUGCUUAUGAUCCCUGCUCUGUCAAUCAAGACUGACAUAUUUUUGUUUACUAUUUCAUCGCUUCAUCCAACUUCAUAUAUUCUUUGCUAACAGACCUGUGAUUCACAUAUUCGUUGGUUUUCAUCAUAUAGUCUAGUCGUUCAAUCAAGAAAUAUACCCGUUAUAUUCUACUGUUGAGAACUUGAGACUUCAAGCUUUACUUUAUCUGUUUGUCUGCAAUGUGUUCAACCAGUAAUAAAAAACCUACUGUGUUUAUCUUAGACGGGGGUUUUUCAACCCAGCUGUCAUGCCAUGUCGGGACUACCGCGGACGGCGACCCAUUGUGGAGCGCGCGCUUUUUACAGACACAUCCUGAAGAUGUAGUCAAAACUCAUCUUGAUUUCUUGCGAGCCGGUUCUGACAUUAUCAUGACCAAUACUUACCAGGCUUCCAUUGGAGGCUUCGUUAAACAUCUUGGCGUCACUCCAGACGGAGGAUAUUCGCUCAUCAAACUGGCUGUUGAGCUAGCUAAACGAGCUCGGAGCACAUACCUAGAGGAGAGCCAAGUGUCCGGCACACUUCAACGCGCUCCCUUAAUCGCCGGUUCCGUGGGGCCUUACGGCGCACAUCUACACGAUGGCUCCGAGUACAGCGGCUCCUAUGCUGAUGAAACAUCUGUAGAGACGAUGCUUGCGUGGCAUGCUCCAAGAAUUAAGGCAUUGGUGGAAGCUGGAGUAGAUUUAUUGGCUUUUGAAACAAUUCCGUGUUUAAAAGAAGCUGAAAUGCUUGUGAAGAUGUUGAAGGAGUUCCCGAAUAUCAAGGGAUGGUUGAGUUUUAGUUGUAAGGAUGAAAAUUCAUUGGCAAAUGGAGAAGACUUCAAGACUGCUGUCAAAACAUGCUGGGACCUGAAUCCUAACCAACUAGUAGCAAUUGGAGUAAACUGCUGCUCUCCUGCCAUUGUGGCAAAGCUAUUUAAUAGCAUUAGUAGUGAGAAAGGUCCAUUGCCAAUACCAUUCAUCACAUACCCUAAUUCAGGGGAGAAAUAUAGUCCCACUAUAGGUUGGACCGAACAGGACAAGUGUGAAGGUCUGGCCACAUUCAUCCCAGAGUGGCUGGACUGUGGAGUCCGGUAUGUGGGUGGGUGCUGCAGGACAUACGGAGCCGACAUAUCCCUUAUCAAGAAUCAAAGAAUAUUUGGGAUUUCUGUUAGGAAAAAAGAAAGGGAUGACAAAAUUAAAGCUCUAAUGAAAACAAAUGACGAAUUAAUGCAACAGAACUUGAAUCUGAGCCUUGAGACUUGUAAACUAAAGAAAGAAAUAGGGAAGCUUAACGACGACAAGUUCUCGGAGUACCUGACGCUGAUGCGCGAGCGCGACGCGCGCUACACGCUCUACUUCGAGAACGUCAGCUUGCAGAUGAAGCUCAAAGAGCUGGACGGCAGCUCCUACCCCGUGGACGAGGCCUACGGGGACCCCGUCGUCUUGAGGAUAGCUCUCGACAGGUGCAGGGAACAGUUGUCAUUAACCCAGACCGAAUUGAAGAAAAUGACAGACGAGUAUGCGGACACAGUGCCGCGGCGCGAGUACGAUACUCUGGAUGCAAAGCACUGCGAAAUAACCAAGGCCCUGGACAAGUUAGCAGGAGAAUACAAAGCUCUACGAGAGAGCAAUAAACGGCUUUUGGCUUCUAAGGCGUCAAUUGAGGAAGAACUAUUUGAGAUCAAAGAGCGUUGCAACGAGAUGGAACGCGCGGGUACUCCGCGGCCGCAGUGGGAUCUUUGUGCGGACUUUAUUGGAGGAGGAAAAGACAGAUGGUGGCAACUAGCAAGCGGCCUCUCAUCCAGGGACAUUCUCAGAGUGUUGCUGAAAGAGCUCGGGCCUGCCGCGGAGAGUGAUCAUCUGGAACAUUUCGAUGGACUUGGUACGGAUCCAGUAAUACCACCAUACUUACGCUACGAAGGCAAGGUCCGUAAUUUGCGGCUGUCGCGGCGGGAGAUCAGUGUCAUCAUCAACGACAUCUGGCUCGGCAAGUUGCAGAGCCCCGACAUGCCCAUGCAGGAUUAUGUCACCAAGUACUUCGAGGACAGAUAUCAGCAGCCGUCAAUACGCGCCGAGUGGGCGUACAACCUGUGCGCCGGCGCGGAGCAAAUGCUGGACGAGCCGCAGGUGAAGCUGUUCUGGGGCGUGCUGCACGGCCACCUCAGCGAGCACAUCUACUGGGGCCACCGCGCGCACUGGCGGGCACUGCGCGACAGCCUCUACCGCCACGCCAAAGAUCAAGAGACAAUACCGAUAGAAGAAUUUGAGAAGAUAUCAAAGGCAACGUUUCCGCUGAAAAGUGAGGUGGAUAUCAAGAAUUUAAUGGAUGUCGUACGCAAGCAACUCAAACUUAAGUUAGGAAGCAACGAUAUUAACUUGGAUAAACUAUUUCAAGAGAAUGAGGAAGGUUUCGACCGAGUAGAGUUCGCUCGCGAGCUAUAUCGUCAACGACAACUAGCCCAAGACAAAUAUAUACGGGAGGUACUAGCUGAGCUCGGCGGCAAACACGCAGCUAACAAGACUGUCACUGUGGACAAUUUGAAGCGGGCAUUUGCUAUUGUCGAUCCAGCUAUAGAUCACAUUCGGAUGGAGCGCUACAUUCGCUGGGCGUUUGCCGAUCGAACGUCUGAGUUAAAUUGUAUCUCACCAAUACCGUUACGUACACUGACUACGCGAUUGGCAGCCGGGGAUAUUGAACGCGUCGGACCAAGAUAUCGUGGCACACACCGCAGAACAACUUAUAAAUAAUAUUAUUAAAAUUGUUAAAUUACUU
Molecule: messenger RNA, 2972 nt
Organism: Trichoplusia ni (cabbage looper)
Lineage: Eukaryota; Metazoa; Arthropoda; Insecta; Lepidoptera; Noctuidae
Product: translin-associated factor X-interacting protein 1-like
Exons: 11
Coding region: 401-2947 (848 amino acids)
Biological process (GO): S-methylmethionine cycle
Molecular function (GO): S-adenosylmethionine-homocysteine S-methyltransferase activity
Source: RefSeq, a predicted model, not a curated record